AUGAAACGUUUGAAUACACAUACACUGCUGUUGCCAGUUUUGCUACUGUGGGUUGUGUGUAGCGUAUCUGAGGUGCAGGCGCAGGUAAGAACCGUCAAGCUGUGUGGCCGAGAGUUCAUCAGGGCCGUCGUCUACACCUGUGGGGGAUCCAGAUGGAGGAGGUUGAGUAGUGUGCAGGAUAUGGAAGCUGAGCCAGGGGUUUUGAAUGAUGAUCCAAGUAGUGCUGAAGAUCUAAGUGAGGGUUUGGGAUCUGAUCUUUCCAGAAGAGACAUGAAUAAUGUGAUGACAAACAUGUGUUGUCACGUUGGCUGCAAGAAAAGUGACCUUGCGUUUCUCUGCUGA
Molecule: messenger RNA, 342 nt
Organism: Paramisgurnus dabryanus
Lineage: Eukaryota; Metazoa; Chordata; Actinopteri; Cypriniformes; Cobitidae
Gene: insl5a
Product: insulin-like 5a
Cellular component (GO): extracellular region
Molecular function (GO): G protein-coupled receptor binding; hormone activity
Source: RefSeq, a predicted model, not a curated record